Fomitopsis serialis is the source of this 1305-nucleotide messenger RNA. RefSeq lists its product as uncharacterized. Lineage: Eukaryota; Fungi; Basidiomycota; Agaricomycetes; Polyporales; Fomitopsidaceae. The record is from RefSeq and is a predicted model, not a curated record. The coding region runs from base 1 to 1305 and encodes 434 amino acids. The transcript has 2 exons.
AUGAACGCCUUCGCUCAAUAUUCCCCGCUCUUCACCUCUGGUCUCCUCACCAGGACACCCACAGCCUCGCCCUCCACGUCCCGCUCACCCUCCAUAAAGCGUCGCCGCGGGAAGGCAGUGGACAGUCUGCCUUGCACGGUCAACACUGUCAGCUUCCACGCCGCUGUCCGCUCGUCGACCGACACCAGUGCCAUGUUCCUUACCCUCGUACCACACCGCCAGCUGGAAGACGAGGACCGGUCGUUCCUAUCGCUUGACCUCGCUGAGAGCCAGUCUAUGCGGUCCAUGAGCCUUCGCAGGAAAGAUACAGUCACCUCGCGUGGCUCGGUCGCCCUCAGGAGGUCAGAAGCCGGGUCACCCACGGGUCGCACACAUAACCAUACCUUUAGCUUCUCCCGAUUUUCGCUCCCGAAACGGCCUGCCGCCAAGAUGCGCAAGUCGUCUCGCGAGUCUCUUCUCCCAUCGCCCAAGCCUGCACCGUCCACCUCCCUCCCAGAACCUCCGACAUCCGUUCCAGCAGCCCCUGAGGGCCCCCGGACGUCCAAACUCUCGCUCACGCUCUCGACCGACAUCUCCCCUGAACAGUGUUACUCUUCAUAUCGCUGGUCGCCCAUGCACCGCGCAUCGCAGUCCGCUCCAUCCCUGCUCUCGCCCACGUCUCCCUCCCGCAAGUCCUCCAUGAUCCUCCCGCCCGAGUCUUCUGACCACUCCUACCUCCUGUUCUCCCCUACCUCGCCAACGGGGUUGACACGUCGCGCAGCACCCAUGCCGGCGUCGGCGCCCGCCGCCGUCCUCGCACGAAGUAUGUCGUUCCGCUCGGUCGCGUCGGUUAACACGCGCCUGCGCAAUCGCUCCGCGGCGCUCGCGAUGCUCGAGGGGCGCACUGGACACGCGAUGACGCGCGGGGGCAACUUCAUGUGGAUGAGCGACGACGAAGAGGAUGACGCGGAGGAGCAGGAGCGUGAGCGCGUGCGGUCGCAGGGCUCGGACGUCGGCGACGUGAACAACCGCCUGCUGCAGGUCCUUCACGAAGAGGAGGACGUCGUCAUUCCGCACUCGCCUGCCACGUCGGCCGCGCGCAUGUCUGUCCCUGCGUCCGCGCCUGCCCGUCAGACUCAGGAGUCGUUCCCUCCGUCGACCCGGGAGCGCUCGGAUACGCGCUCCCGCUCGAACUCGACGCCGUCGAGGAUGAGUAGGAGGGGGACGCUCGAGUCGCUGUUGUCGCCGCUUGCGAACUUCAUCGACUUCAGGGAGGACGACGGCUCGACGCGUGGCUGGCGGAGCUUUGUUGAGUUCUCGUCAUAG